CUUGCCUUCACCUUUGUUUUCAAGCUCAAAGGCACAGCAAAGACGCUGUUGCUGCUGCAACCAAAGCUAGAGGCCAACAAAAAUGGAGUUCGCAUACAGAUUGAUUGGCACAGCAAUGAGAGCGACCAACAACAACACAGUGAUAAACGUAUGCCUCGUAGGAUCUUUUGUGGAGCAAUGCGUGCCAUCCGUUAACCAGCAAAAGGACAUAGAAGCUUUGGAGGCUGAGAAAGGCUCUCUCAUAAAAUCAAACAAAGCCAUGAAAAAGAUUAUGUGGAAUUGGAAGCAAAAGCUCUCCGUUGAAGCUGACUCCGACGCCGCCUUGGUCCCUCUUGCCAGACUCAAGACCAUCUACGGCGAGGUACCAACGCCUUUAAUCGGGGAUACUGUGAAAGAAGAUGCAAAAUCACCCGCCUCUAAACUUGUAAUUUAAAGUUGUUUUUAUCCUGAAUUCUUUACCUAGCAUGAAGAUCAGAAUGUAAUGGAGGCAAGAGCAGCUCUUUCUUGUUUCUUGGUGUUGUCAUUUGGGCUAGAAGUCCCUAUAUUUUCACCAAUAUGAGAUGAAUCUCGUAACCCAUUGAUCAAUUACAGAAUUCCUUUGUUCC
Messenger RNA from Hevea brasiliensis (rubber tree), 605 nucleotides. RefSeq lists its product as uncharacterized. Gene Ontology annotation, cellular component: mitochondrion. The transcript is spliced from 2 exons. The record is from RefSeq and is a predicted model, not a curated record. Lineage: Eukaryota; Viridiplantae; Streptophyta; Magnoliopsida; Malpighiales; Euphorbiaceae. Bases 83 to 433 code for a protein of 116 amino acids.